AUGACCUCGAUUUCGCUUGAAGCGGCUAUCCAGCAGUCCGACGACGACGCGUCCAAUUCACACCUCUACAAACUUAUCUCUGCACGCGACUUCAGUGGACCGACUCUUCCUUCCGUUGCAGAAAACUAUCUCGAGACUUUUUGCAAUACCAAUUUGUCCGUCGUACGGCGGCGAUGGAUUGGCAUCGCGCUUGCAGGCAUGCUGGAAAAGCCAAAGGUGGCUGCACACUUUACAAGGUCACACCUAUUACACAACUUGGGUGCCAUCGUCUUGAGCGGUACGGAACAAGAGCAGACUAAGAUUGUCACUGGAAUUAUCAUACGGCAGGCAUUGGAGCAAGGCAUCGAAUACAGUAGCUUCUGGUCAUCGGAGAAGGUCAGACACGGCGCGCCAACUUUUCCGCUCAAAGCCGAUGCGAGAUGGAUGCAUAACUUUCAAAUCUCUCUCGACGCUCUGAGCGAUCUGGCACUCACGAAACCGACUAGUGAGCCAUCAAUCACGUACUUAGUCUCGCUCCUCGCCUCGGAUGAAUUCAGAUGGCGGGAGUCAACCACCGCUUUCCCUGUUGCCCUUAUCGAGGGCGAAGUGAUGACCAUCAUCGCGCCUGACGAGUACCUCAAAGAGUGCCAUUUUGUAGAGAUACCAAUCGAGCACAUCUUGAGCACACGUUUAGAGCCAUCGACACUGCACGAUUCGCAGACACAACAUACAGAGCACGAACCGUGGGACCUCAUCAUGACACUCAAAUCAAACCCAUGGAGCUACCGUCUGAACUCCGCCCAACGCGUCGCGACUGACAUGUCGCUGAUGUUCAAACAUUCGGAGGACGCGUUAGAGUGGGAGAGUUGCAUUAAAGCUCAUAAGAAACUGCAUACGCACCACCCGAAUACGUCUCGUAACUUGCCUGUUGAUGCGAGCUCGCCUUCUAUCCGAUGUUCAAACGUAAGACGGUCGCUCCGAAGUGGCUCCCAGCCGCGUCGAACGGAGCACGCCACUACCAAGAAAAGCAGCGAUUCAAUUUCUCUGCGAUCGCGUGCACGAACUCCUCGAGCUGGUUCGCAGGCACUUCAAGAACUCCAGCCACAGCAUCAAUCGACAACAUCGAAACGCACAACACACACCAAAGGGAAGUUACCUCGUGUAUCUCAGGCCGCAAAACACAAGAUUUUCAAGAAGCUCAACGCAGAAGCUGAUGCGGAAUCUAAGGACUUCGACAUAGAUAUAGAAGAUGCUCACACAGAUGCUUCAGGUACUCCAAGUGUUACUUCAUCACCGCGAAAGAAAUCGCAGGGCUCAAAGGCUGCCCCAGGCAAGAAAGCAACCGAGAGCAAGUCGAGGGCACGCAUAUCGCACAUCAAACACACGACAGAUGACGACGAAGACUUCAUACCAACUCAGACAAAGUCAAAGAAGAAGACCAAUCCCAAACGUAAAGCAGCACCAGACACUACGGCUGAGAGCAAACCGACAAAGAGGCCUCACAUACAGCCGAGUAAAGGUGUGAAGUCGAAUGCAACCGGUCCAAAACAGCAGGGUCAAACAAAUCCGCUUACGGAGCCACCGAAGUCAUUAUCGCCCGUCUUGCCAUUGCAGCACACCUUGAUCGGAGGGCUCCUGGGAAGUCAAAGACCCACAAACGUCUCUGAUCUCUCAUUCAAGAAGCCAACACUACCAGCAAGAAUUGCCCAAACUCCUUCGACCCCUACGAAGCCAAACAAGAAGCUCGUAGAAGCACUAUCACGGCCAAAAACCCCCAUGGAAGCACGAAGGCGUUUUGAUGACGAUGCUUUGCAGUACAUGGCAUCCUCACCACCACCCGUAGCCGACGAAUUCGAAGACAGCAACGAAUGGCACGAGGUUCUUGUUGAGACCGCAAUACUCUCUAGCAACAGCAAGCCUACCCCCGCGUCACCAAAUGCGGAAUCGACAGCGAUUUCUGGCCACGCGGAUUGCAACGACGUAGCUUCCGAGAAGAAGACUGGUGACUGGCAGACGGCCAAAAGCGAUCCUUUCAGCCGGAGGUCCGCUGGCAAGAAGGCUACAUCGUUCAUACGCCGUCUGACUGGUGAAGAAUCGACGAACGAAGAUGCUAGCCUGAACGCUGGCGUUUCAGACCGCAUGCCUGUCGCAAUCGUAAAUUCUAGCACAUCAAAAGCCGAAGCUUCAAUAGCAGCGAAUCAGCCACAUCCACAGAAGAUGCCUCGGGAAAAGAAGAAGCCAUAUCUUCCUGAGAUUGAUGCGAACAACUCGUGCACGCUUCCUAAAAAUCCAAGUCCCCGCACAUUCACAAAAGACGUCGAUGUUAUAUCGCAACAGAUUCCAGAUAUCAGGAACCGGGCGAAGCGGUCAUCUCGUCCGGUGCCAAAUACGAAGACGCAGCAAAAACUUGAACUAGUCCUUCAACAAGAUAACAGCGAUGUAGGCGAGUACACAGAGCAUUGCGACAUGCCAAAUGCGUCCACAACGCUGUCUAAAGAGACGAAAAUAACGCCAUCACUGCUUCGUAAUGAAAUUGCCGCAGAAAACGAUGUCACUCAACCGAUUUUGGUCCCCGACCAGCAAAUUGUCGACUUUACUCAGCCAACUAUUCGAGCUGGUCAGCAACCCACUGACGUCCUGCGAAACUCGAUUGAGGAGACUCAGCAAGCCAUGAAAUACCCGCAGCAGAUCACUGAGAAGAAUCAGCAAGUGAUGAUACUCGUCGGCGAUGGCGAUGGCGAUGGCGAUCAGCAGGCUGACAAUGAACUCAUCGCUUCACCAGUAAACUUUCGCUCCUCCCCGCCACGCCCAGGCUCCUCUAGUAGUCAUAGCUCAACGUCCGCUGCGCCCGAGCCAUUGACUGAUCCACCCCUACCACGCUCGCAAGCUGAAGAGAUGGAGUGGGAAGCGAGUCUGCAGCCGCAUCAACGCGAUCUACAUGAACUGAUGAUACGUACUUCAAAGCGGGUCAUGCGACACAUCACUGACAACGAGGCUAGUGUGACUGACAUUGCGGAGACGUACGCGCAGGAUGGCGAGCAUGUACUCAACACUCUGCUUCAGCUACACAAAACCGACCAUGCGCACGUCUUCCAAGGCAUGGAGAGCACAAAGGCAAGUCUUCGGAAAAACCUCGAACGUGCUGCCAAACAAAUGGCAAAGGAGAGAAGACAGGUCAACACAAUUGCCUGA
Alternaria atra is the source of this 3171-nucleotide messenger RNA. RefSeq lists its product as uncharacterized. The record is from RefSeq and is a predicted model, not a curated record. The coding region runs from base 1 to 3171 and encodes 1056 amino acids. The transcript has 2 exons. NCBI's taxonomy places the organism in Eukaryota, Fungi, Ascomycota, Dothideomycetes, Pleosporales, Pleosporaceae.